This is a messenger RNA of Amphimedon queenslandica, 2213 nucleotides long. RefSeq names its product ATP-binding cassette sub-family D member 2. The record is from RefSeq and is a predicted model, not a curated record. Gene Ontology annotation, cellular component: peroxisomal membrane. Gene Ontology annotation, molecular function: ATP hydrolysis activity; ABC-type transporter activity; ATP binding. The transcript is spliced from 10 exons. Lineage: Eukaryota; Metazoa; Porifera; Demospongiae; Haplosclerida; Niphatidae. The coding region runs from base 17 to 2152 and encodes 711 amino acids. Gene Ontology annotation, biological process: fatty acid beta-oxidation; very long-chain fatty acid catabolic process; peroxisome organization.
CGCCUUUACCCUCAACAUGGCCAACGAGAGCAAGCUCUUGAUGGCAGGAGGAACAAGAACAGCUUUAUUGCUAGGAGCAGGCGCUUUAGGGCUCGCUAUAUACUACUACAUGAAGAGAAAGAAGCAACGCAAUGUCGCCAAACCUUCAAAGAAGAAGCACAACGCUCCUAGCCUUAACGCAGCCUUCCUCAAACAGCUUCUCAAAUUACUCCAAAUUUCCAUCCCCGGGCUAUGGACGACAGAGUUCGGCCUACUAGUAGCUCACACGCUCUCCCUCGUCUCGAGGACCUUCCUCUCUAUAUACGUGGCUCAGCUAGACGGUCGAUUGGUCAAGUCGAUAGUAGAGGGUAACGUACCGCGGUUCCUCACACUCAUAGUCAACUGGAUACUGGUCGCCAUACCGGCCACUUUUGUGAACAGCCUCAUACGUUAUCUCGAAUGCAAGCUAGCGCUGAGCAUACGAACUCGUUUAACCAGUCACGCUUACUCGUUGUAUUUUCGUAACCAGACCUACUACAGGGUGAGUAAUUUGGACGGUCGUCUCUCGAAUCCCGACCACUCCCUUACCGAAGACCUCCAAGCGUUCUCCUCCUCCCUCACUCACAUUUACUCUCACGUCAGCAAACCGAUUCUUGAUGUUCUACUAAUGGUAGGGGCUCUGGUUCGUAUGGCUAAAAAGAGAGGACAGAAUUCUAACCAACCGUCGAUCAUUGCUUUGUCUACCAUUGGUCUUACGGCGACCAUUUUGAAGCUGACAUCUCCGCAGUUUGGCAAGCUGGUUGCAGAAGAGGCGAGAAGGAACGGGUUUUUGAGAUAUCUCCACUCUCGUGUUAUCACUAACUCCGAAGAAAUAGCUUUCUAUGCAGGGCACAGAAUUGAGCACAACCUAUUGUGGAGGAACUUCAAGUCACUGACUCAACAAAUGAAUUUGAUCUUUCAGAAGAAGCUUUGGUACAUAAUGCUUGAGCAGUUUCUAAUGAAAUACGUCUGGGGACUAGCAGGUCUAGUCAUUGUAGCUUGGCCUAUACUGACCAAGAAUGAACCACAAGAGGGUGAGGAUGAUCCUCAUGAAGAUAUAUCAGUUAGUGAGAGAACAAGAUUGUACACAACUUCAAAAAAUCUACUAAUGAAUGGGGCAGACGCCAUUGAGAGAUUAAUGACCUCUUAUAAAGAGAUAACAGAGCUGGCUGGGUAUACUUCUCGGGUUAGUGAGAUGCUUGGGGUAUUUGAAGAGGCUCAGAGAGGAGUACUGAAACCAGCUGGAACUGUCAGCGUAUCAAACUCAUUAGAACCAACUGCAAAUGGAUCCCCUAGAAGUUUUAUAACAUCAUUCAAUUCAGGUACAGUAUAUGAUAGUGAUGAGCUCAUAAUACUGGAGGACGUCCCUAUAAUUACUCCUAAUAAAGAUGUAGUUGUUUCCAAACUGUCCUUCAAAGUUGAGCCUGGCAUGCACCUGUUAAUAACCGGUCCCAAUGGGUGUGGCAAGAGCUCUUUAUUUAGAAUAUUGAGUGGAUUGUGGCCAGUUUAUGGAGGUGUUCUUACUAAGCCACACCCAUCAACAAUGUUCUACAUACCACAGAGACCUUAUAUGUCACUUGGUACGUUAAGAGAUCAAGUGAUUUAUCCGGACACAAAUGAGGACAUGUCUAAUAAAGGAUAUACUGACCAAGACCUUGAGAAUAUACUGAACAUUGUACAUCUACACUACAUUGUGAAGAGAGAGGGAGGUUGGGAUGCAGAAGGAGAUUGGAAAGAUGUCCUCUCUGGUGGAGAGAAGCAAAGGAUGGGAAUGGCCAGGCUCUUCUAUCACAAACCCAAGUUUGCCCUCCUAGAUGAGUGUACCAGUGCAGUGAGCAUCGACGUCGAGGGGGCGAUAUUUCAAACUGCAAAAGAUAAUAAUAUUACACUCUUGACAAUAUCACACAGGCCAUCUCUAUGGCGUUUUCAUUCUCAUAUGUUGCAGUUUGAUGGUGAAGGUGGUUGGAGGAUGGAGGAGUUGGACACGGCAACAAGACUCUCUCUAAAUGAAGAGAAGCAGCGACUGGAAGCUCAGCUAGCAGGGAUACCAGAAAUGCAAGCAAGACUUAAGCAGCUCUGCGGAAUUUUAGGUGAAGCUUCUGUGCAGUUGGAGAAAAAUGAGGAAGAUAAUUAGGGUUCAUUUUAAAACACUAUUUAUGAUAGUAAUUAACUAUUUUAAUUAACUAUUUUUAAUA